This is a messenger RNA of Pseudogymnoascus verrucosus, 2774 nucleotides long. RefSeq lists its product as uncharacterized. Gene Ontology annotation, biological process: signal transduction; regulation of GTPase activity. The transcript is spliced from 3 exons. Bases 32 to 2128 code for a protein of 698 amino acids. NCBI's taxonomy places the organism in Eukaryota, Fungi, Ascomycota, Leotiomycetes, Thelebolales, Thelebolaceae. Gene Ontology annotation, cellular component: cytoplasm. The record is from RefSeq and is a predicted model, not a curated record.
GGCCAUCUCCUGAGCCCAUUAAACAGGGACCAUGGUUCGGAAACCGACUCCGCUCGUUUUCACCUCUACGGCGUCGAGCAAUGACGGCAGCAGCGCCAGCGCCAGCGCGAUCAACGAACCUCCCCAAUCGGCCCACAGCGUCAAGUCGCCAGGAACGCCGCGCUCGUUCCGCUUCAGUAAGAAACCCAGCCUUGCAGCAGAUAAUCCCGAAAACUUAUUAGAGAUGCAAGCUCCCGAGCAGCAGCAACAUCAAUUUCCGCAAUCAGCUCGUAUUCCCUCCUCCCCACACCUGGAUUCGUUGGGGAACAACCAGCAGCAGGCCGCCCCCGACGGAUCAACAAUACCAGAGGGACAACGCGCGUACACCCCGUCGACAUCGCCGCAGAGGACGGGCUUCUUCGCAAACAUGAAGGCGUCCAAGUCGUCGAACCGCCUGCAGCAAGCCGAGGCCAAGAGGCCCGCAACAAGGGAUAGGACGAUAUCUAAGGACAGUGUCCACCAAGGCGGCCCAGGGGCUGUCGCAAGCUCGGACGCACCCAAUAAUAAACCUAGAGACGACAGAUCCACCACACGUCGACCCGUCGCUACCCCUUCCCGAUCAGAACCACAACUAAAUACGUACGCCGACUCGACCCCGGUCGAUACUGUAGGCGCCGGUGCCCAAACAAAUCACAACUCUGCUAGCAGACGACCCAAGCCCAAAGGCUUCAACCUACUACGAAGAACAAGCUCGAUACGAAAUGACUCAGAACCAAUGAGCCCAGGAGAAUCAUCAACACUGUCGCCGAACGACCAAGACCGUCAACAAGUACUGGAAGGACUACGCACAGCCCCUCUCCGUGCCGACAACGACCGAACCUUCAGAGAGCUGAUCAAGAACUCCAACUCGCGCAAUCGCUCUGCGGACCGCCAACCUCCCGCACAAAGACCGGAGGUGAGACGGGAGCCAAAGGACACCCACCGCGGCACGCCCUCUAUAUCAAUGUCGCGGGACAACGGCGGCACGUCGCUGAUGAACAGCCUCAAGGGCGCCGGGACGAAGGCCGCGUCGUCGUUUGGCAGGAAUUUCUUCGGCAAAUCGGCACGCAGUGGUAGCACGAAUGAGAAGGAAGGGCCGAUUGAUGAUGAGCAUUAUGUGUUGAAGGUGCUGAAUCUGCCGCUGAUAGAGCAGACGAGGGUUUCGCGCAUAUCGAAGCAGUUGGAGACGUCGAGGGAUAAGACGGAGUUCUGGAUGCCGUCGUUUCCUUGGAGGGCUAUUGAUUAUUUGAACUAUAGAGGUACGGAUGCGGAGGGGCUGUACAGAGUGCCUGGUAGUGGACCGCAGAUUCGGAAAUGGCAGCGGAAAUUUGACGAAGACCUUGAUGUGGACCUAUUUGCGCAAACAGAUUUGUACGAUAUCAACAUCGUCGGCUCCAUGCUCAAAUCCUGGCUCCGCGAGUUACCCGACGAGCUCUUCCCCAAGGACGCCCAAGAGCGGGUCUCCAAAGAAUCGCCCAACUGCGAAGACGUGCCACAAGUUCUCAUCGACGAACUAUCCAACCUACCGCCUUACAACUACUACCUCCUCUUCGCCAUCACCUGCCACCUCAGCCUCGUCCUCGAGCACCGAGAGGCAAACAAGAUGAACUAUCAAAACCUCACAGUCUGCUUCCUGCCCUGCAUGAGAAUGGACGCCUACUGCUUCCGCUUCCUCGUCGUCAAAUGGCGCGACUGCUGGAAGGGGUGUAACACCGAAGCGGUGUGGUUGGAGAAGGAAGCGAGAUGGCGCGAGGAGGCGAAUGGCACGAAAGUUGUUGAUGAUGGGAGAACAAGUAUAGCUAUUGAUGAUAGGAAUGUGUCGUCCUCCGAUAGCAGUAACCCAUCUAGCCUCAACCGCGGGAAUCAGCAGAGACCUGCUCAGAGCCAGGAGCAGCCUGCGAAGACGUCGACGGCUACUGCUGCGCCGGCGGAGAAUGAGAGGCCUGGAUACCAGUAUGCGAGAGAGGCGCCGGCGUCGGGGACGACGAAUGGGGGGAGCUCACUGAGUGCUGCUGACCAGCGAGGUCUUGGCGGUGGGCGGGAGAUGCUGCUGCCGAUUCAGCCUAUGUCGCCAAUGUAUAUGCCUGGCUCGGCUUUGGACUCCUCUUGAGCGCUGGUCGGUUUCUGUUAAGGCCAGUUGCGACUACAGGCACUGUGCCAAGCCGUAGAGGCUUCGGACAUUAUUCUUACCCGUCACUUUCACAGUGCCUAUUUGCCGUUACCUGCACUACGACCACGUCCCGAUCCGCAUUUUAUACAGACUACAACGCCCCAUUUUUUAACUCCCACACACAUCACACAUCGCUCUUAGCCCCGUCUUUUCUUCAGCAUUUGACGUUUUUGAAUACCCGUUCUUGAGCGUUUCAUUUCCUGGCAGAUGCAACGAGUCGUCGUCGUUUUUCAUUUUUACGUUUCUGCACUUUGGGUUUUUUUUGCAUUCUUCGUUUUGUUUACUCGCAUUACUUCAUGGUUUGAUAGGGUUGGUUGGUUAGGCUUGAAGGAAGAUUUCCUUUAUAAAGAAAGCUAGGGAGAAGAGGGGGGGGGGAGGGAAAGUUGAAGGGCUAUAUAAAUCCUCACAACAACAAGACCGGGUGAAAAAAGCUUCGAGGAGGCUAGAGGGAUUGCUUUUGGGGAUUGGCACACACAAACGAGACAUAUAUAUUUUUCUUUGGAGCGGCGGAAAAUCCGGUAUGCGGUGCUAUGUGAGCAUUUUGUUUUGGCCCGUAGGAAGGAUCGAUGGCGGACGGGCCCGGGGG